Messenger RNA from Morchella importuna, 333 nucleotides. RefSeq lists its product as uncharacterized. The record is from RefSeq and is a predicted model, not a curated record. NCBI's taxonomy places the organism in Eukaryota, Fungi, Ascomycota, Pezizomycetes, Pezizales, Morchellaceae. The coding region runs from base 1 to 333 and encodes 110 amino acids. The transcript has a single exon.
AUGGAAAAGGACCGGUCGAAUGUAGUACGAAGUGCUGCCCGCCUCUCGCUUGUACACGAGACUUCACCCCGCCCCAUGCUGCGGACGCACACCUUCCAGGAUACCAGCUGGCGAAGGAAUUAUGUGUAUGAAUGGGCCAGCCUUGAGUCCGUCCCUUACCUGCACGGCCGCGGCGUUACAAAAUACCGAGGGAAUCUGCUGGGGAGUAACGCCAGCCCGCAGCCGCAGAAUAGCGUCCGAUCGCUUCACAGAGGUUGUUCAGAGGUUCCGGAGAGCUCGAGAGCCGUAGAGGGGCAGGCGGAUAUGAGAAAGGUAUAUGCUGAUAGUAGGUAG